AUGACACAGCAUCAUGGGUUCACAGUAACUACAUAUAACACAGAGCUCAUCAAAUCAAAAGAAGAGUUAAUAGUUAUACUUUACGUAGUCAAAAGUCUUGGUAAUAUACAAAGACAAGACUAUGGAACUGGGCAUGAGUUACAUUUCUUGUUUGCUAUUUUUUUGGCGAACGCUUUUGAUCAAUCUGUCGUGACGAGUAAGUACAGCCAGUUUGUUGUUUUUUUUGUUUUGCACUAUUACUACAAUUUGAUCAGGCGGGUAAUCAACAAGUUUAGACUUAUGCCGGCUGGUUCUAGAGGUCAAUGGGGUUUGGACGAUUAUUUUUUCAUACCGUUUCUGUUUGGCGCAUCGCAGUGCUACAGUCUUGGCGAUCGCAUUCCCAAACUAACAACAAUUUUGGACUGUGCGAAAGAGGCUAAAAAAUACUACUUUUACGAACUGAUUAUGCAUUUGCACAAGUCUAAGUCACAUGAGUUCAGUGAAAAUAGUUCAUUAAUCUGUAUGUUUGAAGAAAUGUCGAGUUGGGAUGUGAUAGAAAGAGGUUUACUAAAAAUGUAUCAAAAAGAAGUCUUAUCAGCGUAUCCAGUGGUACAACAUCUAACUUUAAUAGACGACGAGCGUUUUAACUGCAGACUCAAGUAA
Messenger RNA from Dermatophagoides pteronyssinus (European house dust mite), 642 nucleotides. RefSeq names its product serine/threonine-protein phosphatase 2A activator 1-like. The record is from RefSeq and is a predicted model, not a curated record. Lineage: Eukaryota; Metazoa; Arthropoda; Arachnida; Sarcoptiformes; Pyroglyphidae.